Sinocyclocheilus anshuiensis is the source of this 2125-nucleotide messenger RNA. RefSeq names its product ephrin A4 (gene efna4). NCBI's taxonomy places the organism in Eukaryota, Metazoa, Chordata, Actinopteri, Cypriniformes, Cyprinidae. The record is from RefSeq and is a predicted model, not a curated record. Gene Ontology annotation, cellular component: plasma membrane. Gene Ontology annotation, biological process: axon guidance; ephrin receptor signaling pathway. Bases 485 to 1093 code for a protein of 202 amino acids. Gene Ontology annotation, molecular function: ephrin receptor binding. The transcript has 5 exons.
CAACACUGUCAACUAUCAACGGCCGUGAUUGAGAGCGUCCUGCGAAUACAAACAAUUGUCUCCUUAUCCUUUCAUGAAAAGUUUGGAGUUGUUGUCAAACUUGGACCUUAUAAACCAGCACUGGAUUUACAUUUGAAGAAAAGGAAGUUAUAUUUAUGCCAGCGUAAAGUGGAAAACUUAGCAGAUCUUCACAAGGAAAUACUAAACGUCACAAGGAAUCGCAAGAAUAUCUCUAUGAACUUGUCUCAAACGUCAACAUGUGCUUUGUAUCUUUAUAAACUUAAGCAUGCAACCUCCUGUUGCAUUUAGUAAGCAGAACAUGCGUCUUUCGCUUAGUGAAAGCAUUCAGUGUUACUAAAAUCCGGGAUUUGUGUUUGUCCUCUCGCCUAGUAAAGUUCUGCAGCUGGGUUUGACUCGGAACUGAGUCUCAUCUCAGUUUAAACACGUUUCAUCAGCGACCCACAAGAGCUGGUCGACAUCAGUCAUGAAUGUGCCAUGGUGUUCUGGAGUUUGCGCUAUGAUGAGACUUCUGGCGCUGUUUAUACACGUUAUGUCAACGACAGCAAAGAGACACGUUGUAUAUUGGAACUCUACAAAUACACGGUUAACAGGAGAUGAUUACUCUGUCCAGGUCAAUCUGAGUGAUUAUCUGGAUAUACUGUGUCCACACUAUCCUGCCGACCACCCGUCGAGCGGCCCUGUGGAGACUCUGGCUCUCUACCUGGUGGCUGAGGGCCAGUUCAGGGGCUGCGUGGAGACUAAAGAGGCCAUUAAGAGAUGGGAGUGUAACCAGCCGUACGCUCCCUAUGGCCCUGUCAGAUUCUCUGAAAAGAUCCAGCGCUUCACACCCUUCUCCCUGGGCUUUGAAUUCCUGCCCGGACACCAUUACUACUAUAGCUCACUGUCCACAGACGACGGACCCCCCCUCCCAUGUAUGAAACUACGAGUCACUGUGUGUUGUCCACCGACAACAGCUGGAUCAUCAAGACGAGAAGCCACAGAGAGACCAUCACACAGCAGUGCUGUCCAUCCGGUGACAGUCGGACGACUCUCUCUCCUCCUCAUCUUCCUCUUGUUGCCUUAUUUUCUCUAAUAUUUCUUUUUGAAACAUAAAACCUAAAAACAAGUGCUCUGUUGCGGCAGAUAUUCCUCCAUAGCCAGUUGCGUUACAGUAAAUGCUUGCUCUACUUCUGUGGAUUACACACACACAUAGACUCUCUCUCUCGUACUCCUUUUCUCUGUCAUUUUUGUCACGCUAUUAAUCCCCAUCCCUCCAUUUCCUUUCUGGUUGUCUCUCUCUCCGUCCACUCUCAGUGGCUCCUUACUCCUGUCUGCUCUGAUGAAAGUUCACUCUGUAACAGAGCGACACUAAUCUACCUUCAAAGAGCUUAUCUUACUGUUCAUUUUCUUUUAAUCCACCUGUCCUUGAGAGUCAGACAUUCCUUUACAAGCCCCUGCUCCCCCCGCCCCCUCCCUCUGUCCUACUGUACAACAAACUGAGCCAAAGAUGAGGAGGAUGAAGCUCCUCGGUCCUGCUGUUUGUACUACUGAGUGAAAGAUCAGGGACAGAGUGACCAUUCAAAGGUGUGAUCACUACCAUAUCCAAUGAUCAACAGCUUGAAAAAAAAUACUUUUUGUGCAUUUUUUACAUUUUUUCUCUUUGAAAAAAAAAAACAAUACAUUGAAACCAAAGCCAGACCACAGCAUUUAAAAAUUGUUUUGCUGUAUUGACUUUAUGCAACCCUGCAGAACUCUGGAAUUACCUGGAAUAUCCUGGAAUUUUUGUGUCUUGAAUUUCUUUAAAAAUGUAUUUGAAAUUUGUAAUUUGCAUGACUGAGUGACGGCCUGCAUGGACCACACAGGAAGAGAAGAAACUACUUCCUGUUCAUCACUUGUGGGGCAUGUAUGAUCAGGCACUUCUCAGUAUGGACUCCUCUGAUUGGUCUGCGUGUUUCUUAACUCUCUGUAAAGCAUAAAAGCAGUUUAAUAAGGCACUUAAUCAGGUUCAUAUACAACAUCAUCAUUUGUUUGUUUGUUUUCUCACAUAAUUGUUGUGGGUAUGUGAAUUCUAUGUAACGAAAGUGUUCAUUUUGUUUAACUUAAUGAGGGAAUAUGCAAAAUAUAU